ACUUCACUUGCUUGGGCCUUGCUACUACUUUUCCUCUCCUUAUAAUCACCGCUCCUCAGUUUCUCUCGUCCCCACCUCCAUAUCUCCCUCUCCCUCGAAUCUAAGGACUUGUUUGUUUCUUUUUUUUUUUUUUUGACAAGUGACUUGCUUGUUUCAUUGUUUUAUUGUUUCAUGGCACUUCAACUCAUAUAGAAGAAGACCAAACUUAUAUUAAACACCAUGAACAAUCUUCAAGAUUGGCCUGAACCAAUAGUUCGUGUUCAAUCCUUAUCGGAGAAUUGCCUGGAGGAAAUUCCUGGUCGAUAUAUCAAGCCACCGCUCGAAAGGCCAUCGAUAAACUCAUCAUCAUCAUCUUCUUCUUCUUCUUCCUCUUCCUCUUCCUCUUCUUCUUCUUCUUCUUCUCCAAAUGAUGAUAGCAAUAUCCCUAUUAUUGAUCUUGGAGGCCUAAAUGGAAACGAUGAUAAUCUUCGAGCUUCCACACUUAGUGAAAUUUCCAUGGCCUGUCGCAACUGGGGAUUCUUCCAAGUUAUCAACCAUGGAGUUAAGCCUGAGUUGCUCGACCGAGCUCGAGAAGUAUGGAGAGAAUUCUUUCAUUUGCCGAUGGAGUUGAAGCAAACAUAUGCAAAUUCUCCCAAGACUUAUGAAGGUUAUGGUAGCAGAUUAGGAGUAGAGAAAGGAGCCAUUCUCGAUUGGAGUGAUUACUACUUUCUUCACUAUCUUCCCUUGUGUUUAAAAGACUAUAAGAAGUGGCCUGGUCUACCAGCUAAUUGCAGGGAAGUGAUUGACGAAUAUGGAAAACAAGUGGUGGAGCUAUGUGGAAGGUUGAUGAAGGUAUUAUCGAUAAAUCUUGGAUUAGGAGAGGCACGUCUACAAGAUUCAUUUGGUGGUGAGAACAUUGGGGCAUGUCUAAGAGUGAACUUUUAUCCUAAGUGUCCACAACCUCACUUAACCCUUGGUUUAUCAUCCCAUUCCGACCCCGGUGGCAUGACCCUUCUCUUGCCGGACGAUCAUGUCACCGGUCUUCAAGUCCGGCGAGGAGAUGAUUGGAUCACAGUGAAGCCAGCUUCUCAUGCUUUUAUUGUAAAUAUUGGUGAUCAAAUUCAGGUAUUAAGCAAUGCAAUAUAUAAAAGUGUGGAGCAUCGAGUAAUUGUAAAUUCAGCAAAAGAACGUGUAUCACUUGCUUUCUUCUAUAAUCCAAAAAGUGAUAUACCCAUAGAGCCAAUGAAGGAGCUUGUGACACAAGAGAGACCUUCACUAUACCCACCUAUGACAUUUGAUGAGUACAGACUUUUCAUUAGAACAAGAGGUCCCCGAGGCAAAUCCCAAGUGGAGUCUCUAAAAUCUCCAAGAUGAAAUAUAUGAUGGAGACAUUAUAUAUUUAAGCUUUAAUUAGAUUUCAUUGCAAAUCAAAUGUACCAAUCAUCCCUUCAUUGCUUAUUUUUAUUUGAGUUAAUUAAUUUUACAUCUAUGUAAUCACAA
This is a messenger RNA of Hevea brasiliensis (rubber tree), 1479 nucleotides long. RefSeq names its product jasmonate-induced oxygenase 1. Bases 220 to 1353 code for a protein of 377 amino acids. The transcript is spliced from 3 exons. The record is from RefSeq and is a predicted model, not a curated record. Lineage: Eukaryota; Viridiplantae; Streptophyta; Magnoliopsida; Malpighiales; Euphorbiaceae.